AUGAAGCUUUGUAAAACUUUUCUCGAAAAUGAGUUCAGAGGGCAGCUGCUGAACCAAAGGUGGACUAGAGGGGACCGAGUCAGCAGCUGUGAGAGCAAGAGGAGCAAGAGAAUCAAAAUGAGUCAAAACACUGAAGACAAACGAACACGGACACGCUCCAAAGGCAUCAGAGUUCCACUUGAGCUGGUUGGACAAGAAUACAGCUGCCCUACUCCUGGAUGUGAUGGUCUGGGCCAUGUCAGUGGGAAAUAUGCACGACACAGAAGUGCACUGAGUUGUCCACUGGCCAAGAAAAGGAAACUUCAGGAGGCAGAGGCAGAGGCAGAGGCAGAAGACAAUCAGCCAGCCACAAAGAAGAAGUCCAACCCCCUGAAGCUGGCUAUGGAUGAUGGUUUCAAUGCAGACAGUGAUGCAAGCAGUGAGGCAGAGCCAAAAGAGGAAGGGGUGGACUCUGAUGAUGAUGCAGUUGAGAAAGAGGAGGAGCCUAAAGAGAAAGAACAGCCAUCAGAACCAAUGCCAGAAGAAUGCUCCCCUGUAGAUCCAGAGGAGAAGGAACCUGUGAUCACACAUUCUGCUACUUCAACACCGGAGCAUGCAACUGAAGAAGUCCAGGACAAGAGUGACCCCACACCCAUUCAAGUUACCAUGGAGACUGAGAGUGCAGAGGGGCUACAGGUUGCUGCAGAGAUUCAGACUGGAGAGGAAGAGGAGGAGGAGGAAGAAGAGGAGAUGACAGAGGAGGAUAGAAUGACUCAGCAGUUAAAAACUGACAACAACCCAGUACAGGUAGAGGAGGAAGAAGAUGACGAAGAAGAUGAAAUGGAAGAAGAUGACCCACAAUGUUCCAGCCAGAAGAACAACUCAGACCACCAGUACUUCAGUGGAGACUUCCACAAACUCCAGGCCAAAGAUGCUGAAGAAGAGAAGGACAUUGAUGAUGCCGAAGGUGAUGCCGAUGAAGAAGAGGAACAGAUCACAGGAGAGCCCGCUGUUUCUCCCGCCACCCCAUCCACCAGCAUUCCCACUCAGGAAUCAGAAUCUGAGGUGAUGGCAUGUAACAAUGGAAAACCAGACACUCCUGUGACUGAGGAAGAGGGAGAAGAUGAAGAAGAGGAUGAUGAGGAGGAAGAACAAGAGCACACCUCUGACAAAACUUCACCAACCAUGGUCAUUGAGCUACGCUCUGAUGAAGAGGUGGACGAAGAAGAGGACGAUGAUGAUGAGGAAGAGGAAGAAGAAGUGGAUGAAGCAGGUGAUGAGGAAGUAGACAGUGUAUCUCAGAGAUCUGAGGUCACGGAUGAGUCAGAGACAUACGACAUGACUCGGGGAAACCUGGGAUUGCUGGAACAGGCUAUUGCUCUGAAAGCAGAACAGGUAAGCCGUGGAUCUGAGGAAGGCCAUUCUCCUGAACAACAACACUAUUGCAGCCCAGAUGAGAAGGGCAGCAAGACCACAGACACAGGAGCACGCAGAGGAUACUACAACAAAGAGAGUUCCAGAUCAGAGAAGAAAGAGGUUAAGUGUCCUACCCCAGGGUGCGAUGGGACAGGUCAUGUGACUGGGCUGUAUCCUCACCACCGUAGUCUCUCUGGUUGCCCACAUAAGGACAGGGUCCCUCCUGAAAUCUUGGCCAUGCAUGAGAACGUUCUUAAAUGUCCAACACCUGGAUGCACAGGGCAGGGUCACGUCAAUAGCAACCGCAACACCCAUCGCAGUCUCUCUGGUUGCCCAAUCGCUGCGGCAGGGAAGCACUCCAAGAGCCAUGAGAAGCAGACCCAGCCCCAGCCAUCAGUGAGCGAGCAGUCAACUGUUGGCCCUCACUCAGACAGAGUGCUCAGGCCCAUGUGUUUUGUGAAACAGCUGGAGAUCCCUCAGUAUGGUACCUACAGACCCAAUGUGGUGCCAGCUACACCACGUGCCAAUCUAGCUAAAGAGCUAGAGAAGUACUCCAAGGUAUCUUUCGACUAUGCAAGCUUCGACGUACAGGUGUUUGGCAAGCGUAUGCUUGCCCCAAAGUUGCCCACCAGCGAAACUUCACCCAAAGCCUUCAAAACAAAACCACUCCCCAAAGCCUCAUCUCCCAGCCACAGCCUGACUGGAGGCUACACAAAGAGCAGCUCCUCUUCCACCUCUAGUGGAUAUGACUAUUCCCACGAUGCCGAGGCUGCUCACAUGGCAGCCACUGCCAUCCUUAACCUGUCCACACGCUGCUGGGAGAGGCCUGAGAAUCUCAGCACCAAACAACAGGACCCAACUAGCCAGGAUAUGGAUAUCGAAGUGGAUGAGAAUGGUACUCUGGAUCUCAGUAUGAAGAAAUCCAAGAGAGAUGGAGUGAGGUCACCUGACCCCUCUUCUUCCUCCUCUUCCUCAUCACAACAACACGGUACAGUCACCUCACCAAACUCCAGCCACGCCUACAAACAGGAAGAGUGGGAAGGACCUCUGGACUACACCAAGUCAAGCCGACAGAAGGAGGAGGAGCCUGAGGAGGCGGACUACACCACACGCUCCUAUGCUUCCUCAGAUGGAGAGGAGGAGGAUGCAGGACAGGAGAGCCUAGAGGACAGGAAAUACCCUGGUGAAGUCACAACAUCAAGUUUCAAAGUCAAGUUCCCAUCCAAGGAAUGCAAGAAAGAAGUCUUGCUAUGUCCCACCCCAGGUUGUGAUGGCAGUGGUCACAUAACAGGGAACUAUGCCUCUCACCGCAGUCUCUCUGGGUGUCCUCUUGCUGAUAAAAGUCUUCGGACCCUCAUGGCUGCCCAUACUGCUGAACUGAAAUGUCCCACCCCUGGCUGUGAUGGAUCAGGUCAUAUUACUGGAAACUAUGCCUCCCAUAGAAGUUUAUCUGGAUGCCCACGUGCCAAAAAAGGAAUAAAAACCACCCCUACCAAGGAUGACAAGGAGGACUCAGAGCUCAUAAGGUGUCCAGUGCCAGGUUGUGACAGCCUGGGUCACAUUAGUGGGAAGUAUGCCACCCACCGCAGUGCCUAUGGUUGCCCCCUGGCAGCCCGCAGACAGAAAGAGGGCAUGCUGAACGGUACACCUUUCUCCUGGAAGGCGUUUAAGACCGAGGGUCCUACCUGUCCCACGCCAGGCUGUGAUGGUUCUGGUCAUGCCAAUGGAAGCUUCCUUACCCAUCGCAGUCUGUCAGGCUGUCCCAGAGCGUCAGCUAAUAAGAAAAGAGCGAGGUUCCCAGGAGACGAAUACAUCAGCAAGAAAUUCAGAGCAAGCGAUGUCUUGGACAACGAUGAAGAUAUAAAACAACUGAACAAAGAGAUUAGUGAACUUAAUGAGUCCAACUCAGAGAUGGAGGCAGACAUGGCCAACCUACACACACAGAUCUCAUCCAUGGAGAAGAACCUGAGGAACAUGGAGGAGGAGAACAAGCUGAUUGAGGAGAGGAAUGAAGCACUGUUCAUAGAGCUGUCUGGACUGAGCCAGGCUCUUAUCCGCAGCCUGGCCAACAUCCGCCUCCCGCAUAUACAGGAGCCAAUCACUGAGCAGAAUUUCGACACAUAUGUUGACACUCUGACCCAAAUGUUUACCAACAAGGAGUGCUAUCAGAACCCAGAGAAUCGAGCUCUGCUGGAGUCCAUUAACCAGGCUGUGAAAGGCAUUGAAGUGUGA
Messenger RNA from Chanos chanos (milkfish), 3627 nucleotides. It is a transcript of the gene myt1a, whose product is annotated as myelin transcription factor 1a. Gene Ontology annotation, cellular component: nucleus. The record is from RefSeq and is a predicted model, not a curated record. The transcript is spliced from 23 exons. Bases 1 to 3627 code for a protein of 1208 amino acids. Gene Ontology annotation, molecular function: RNA polymerase II cis-regulatory region sequence-specific DNA binding; DNA-binding transcription factor activity, RNA polymerase II-specific; zinc ion binding. Gene Ontology annotation, biological process: regulation of transcription by RNA polymerase II. NCBI's taxonomy places the organism in Eukaryota, Metazoa, Chordata, Actinopteri, Gonorynchiformes, Chanidae.